Megalops cyprinoides (Indo-Pacific tarpon) is the source of this 1136-nucleotide messenger RNA. RefSeq names its product alkaline ceramidase 3-like. The record is from RefSeq and is a predicted model, not a curated record. Gene Ontology annotation, cellular component: endoplasmic reticulum membrane. The coding region runs from base 10 to 813 and encodes 267 amino acids. The transcript is spliced from 11 exons. Gene Ontology annotation, biological process: phytosphingosine biosynthetic process; ceramide metabolic process. NCBI's taxonomy places the organism in Eukaryota, Metazoa, Chordata, Actinopteri, Elopiformes, Megalopidae.
UUUCCCAUCAUGGCUCCUUCGGUACAGAGGCAAGGAUUCUGGGGUCCGCCAACCUCAACAUUAGACUGGUGUGAGGAAAACUAUGUCGUCUCUUUUUACAUCGCAGAAUUCUGGAACACUGUGAGCAACCUGAUUAUGAUUCUACCUCCAAUAUAUGGUGCCAUACAGACUCUCAAAGAUGGCCUUGAAAUCUGUUAUGUGUUUUCAUUUUUGGGACUUGCAGCGGUUGGUAUUGGUUCAUGGUGCUUCCACAUGACACUGCAGUAUGAGAUGCAGUUACUUGAUGAGUUGCCCAUGAUCUACAGCUGCUGUGUCUUUGUCUACUGCCUAUAUGAGUGUUUCAAGCAGGAGAAGUCCAUCAGCUAUUUGCCCAUCAUGAUUUUGCUGGUCUUCAGUGUUGCAGUUACUGUGGUGUACCUACAGUGGAAGGAGCCAGUAUUUCAUCAGGUCAUGUAUGGAUUACUUGUUGGUUCCUUGGUCUUCCGCUCUGUCUUCAUAGUUUCAUGUGUGUACCCGUGGCUCAAGCCACUGUGCUACACAUCCUUAGGAGUGUUUCUGCUGGGAUUUGUUUUCUGGAAUAUAGACAAUCUCCUGUGUGACACACUAAGAGCUACUCGACAGAGGCUUCCCCCUGUUGUUGGUGCAGUCACGCAGUUCCAUGCCUGGUGGCACAUUCUAACAGGGCUGGGAUCCUACUUGCAUAUUCUAUUCAGCCUCCAGACGAGAAGUACCUACCUCAAACACAGACCAAAAGUGAAGUUUAUAUGUGGAGUGUGGCCUGUGAUUCAUGCUGAGCCCCAGAAGAGCAGCUGAGAGAGGGGAAUUAAGGAUUGGCUACCCCUCCACACCAGCUGCAGUGCCCAUGGUAUUCAGCGGACCACAAGAGACCAGUAGGUUCCCUUUCCAUCAACCCAAGGGAUUCUUUUUCUAAAGCUCACCGAUUUGCCAAGAGUAGCAUUGACAGUUUUCAGGGAAUAUGGGGGUUUUCCUUUCACAGUACUUUAUAGAGUAAGCCAGAUGUCUGUGGUGAAUCUGUAGUGAAAUUGCUGUGACAUUGCAAAUGUUGUUAAUCAUCACAUUCAUGCAGGCACACACACACACACACACACACACACACACACACACACACACACACA